Molecule: messenger RNA, 1253 nt
Organism: Hevea brasiliensis (rubber tree)
Lineage: Eukaryota; Viridiplantae; Streptophyta; Magnoliopsida; Malpighiales; Euphorbiaceae
Exons: 5
Coding region: 145-921 (258 amino acids)
Molecular function (GO): ubiquitin binding
Source: RefSeq, a predicted model, not a curated record
UUCACGAGCGCUAUAUUCUAAUAAAUAUCUACAAAAAAUCAAACACAACAGCAGAACCAGCAGACCUAAUCCCCAAGCCAAAACCCCAUACAGCCUCGAUAUCACUUUACCAGGAUAACAGGAAACCCUAGAAUUCGCCGGAAAAUGUCAGCGAUAGUUUGUGGGAGCAAGAGAUCCUUCUUGCUGGAGGAUCUUCCCUCGCCUCCUGUAUCCAAAAGGCUUCGAUGCAGUUCCUCUUCUUCUUCACCUGUUCGCUUCUCGCCUCCCUCCCCUCUCCAUCAUCUCAAAGCUCUUUUCCCGCACGUCGAUUCUCAGCUUCUUGAGAGAGCACUUUUUGAAUCUUCUAAUGAUUUAGACUCUGCCAUCAAUAGCCUGAAUGAGCACCAUUUAGAAUCUGCAGAGCAUAAUUCAGGUUCUGCUGAAGAAGCUAGUCUAAAUGCAGAGCAAGGUACAUUACCCAAUGAUGGAGAUGCUGCUGCUUCUGAGAAUACAUCAGUGCCAAGCAACGUUCCUGUGGAUGGUGCAGAAUGGGUGGACUUGUUUGUAAGAGAAAUGAUGAGUGCUGCCAAUGUUGAUGAUGCUAGAGCUCGUGCCUCAAGAGUGCUGGAGAUUUUGGAGAGAUCUAUCAGUAAGCAUGCUGCUGAAGAUGCAGCACAGAGUUUACAGAAGGAAAACUUGAUGCUAAAAGAGCAUAUUGAAGUACUGAUGCGAGAAAACACCAUCCUGAAAAGAGCUGUGGCUAUCCAGCAUGAACGUCAGAAAGAGUUUGAGGAUAAACAUCGAGAGUUGCAGCAGUUGGUAUCCCAAUAUCAACAGCAGUUGAAAACUCUUGAGGUGAAUAACUAUGCAUUGAUGAUGCAUUUGAGACAGGCCCAGCAAAGCAGCCCCAUACCAGGACGUUUCCAUCCUGAUGUCUUUUAAUAAAGAUGUGAACCAAUAUAUGAUUGAUAAUAUUUAGCAAAUGCAUGCUUUGUUGCAACUGCGUUUUGUGUCGAGUUUGGCAGAGGUUAUGCGUGUUAAGUAGAGGUUGUCAUGUACGUUUCCCAAUUCAGUGGAUAUGGGAGGCCACUAGCCUAGUGUGGCAUAUUACAAAGAAGAAAAAAAAAUUAAUUGGUUUUUCUCUUAAAUUAUUUUUUCAGCAAAUUAUGAUACAGUACAGUACCACGUAUACUUUCAUCUAUUAUUCAUCUCUCUAUUGACAUUGUGUUGAACAAUUGUCAGCAUUAGGAUCUGAACGUAAAUCGGUUUUUGUC